Molecule: messenger RNA, 13738 nt
Organism: Mugil cephalus (flathead mullet)
Lineage: Eukaryota; Metazoa; Chordata; Actinopteri; Mugiliformes; Mugilidae
Gene: dnah2
Product: dynein, axonemal, heavy chain 2
Exons: 88
Coding region: 132-13496 (4454 amino acids)
Biological process (GO): microtubule-based movement
Cellular component (GO): dynein complex
Molecular function (GO): minus-end-directed microtubule motor activity; dynein light intermediate chain binding; ATP hydrolysis activity
Source: RefSeq, a predicted model, not a curated record
CGGCGCCGCAGGUUUGACUUUUGACUGGAACAAGACGGAGGGAGCACGUAGAUAAAAAAAACUAGCGUGUCUCUCGUAAACACUUAACAUUUAAGUUUUCUGCGGUUGUCACAUCGCACCGUAACAGAGUCAUGGAUAAAGAAGAGAGCUUGGAGGACACAGAAGAUGAAUAUUUAAAGCCGAUUCGUCAGUUGUUUAAGCGUUAUGCAGCUUGUUACGGCGUGUGUGAGGACGCGUGGACGGAGGACAACGAGAAGGCUCUGGACGCGUUCAUCGUGGACACCUCGGUCACGGCUGUGGUGGUGUACGUGGUCACCGAGGUCGGCCUGUGGGUGACGCACUCCCAGUCUUUACCGGAAGGGGAAGUGGAACAGCUGUUCUACUUCAUCCGCCUGCCCGGAGCCGUGAUCGCCGUGCAGACGUUUGAGUUGGGCGUGCAGGUCGGCACCGUGCGGGGGGACAGCGUUCAGAGGCUGCUGCACGACAUGAGCAGCUCCCACGUGCCCCCGAUCGCCCUCAGCACCUACAUGGAGAAGAGCAUCAAGGACAGCUACACGGCCGACCUACACUGCUACCUCGCCAGUCUCACAGAUGACAUGUACACAAAGUUGGACAAAACCGUGCUGUACAUCCCCAUGGAAGCACUACAGUUAAGUCCUGAAGUGGCCAGCAAGGACAAGCAGCUGGUGCAGAGACUGGAAAUCGCUAUGAUCCACUGGACCGACCAGAUCCGGGAGCUGCUGAGCGCCCAAGAAAUAGUGAAGUUGAGGGACAGCUGCGGUCCGCUGCAGGAGAUAGCUUUCUGGAAGAGGUGCUCCGCCAAGCUGCUGGACAUCAGCCAGCAGCUGCAGAGGCCCGGGGUCAAGCACAUCGAGAACAUCCUGAAAGUGGCCAAGUCCGUGUAUGUGCAACGUUUCUGUAAACAGGCCAAAGACAUACAGGAUUGCUCUUUGCAGGCCCAGUCAAACCUCUCGUACUUGUCCAUCCUGAAGGAGCCCUGUGAGGAGUUUGCCCAGCUCAAGCCCACACAAGUGGCUUCCAAGCUGCCGCACAUUGUCAACCUCGUUCGUAUCAUCUGGGUCAACUCCACCCACUACAACACCAGCGAGAGAAUUACUGGCCUCUUCUGUAAGAUAAAUAAUGAGAUCAUACGCCUGUGCUCAGAGAGCAUCUCUCUGGACAGGAUCUUUGAGGGAUAUGUGUUCUCCAGCAAGCAGAUCAUCCAUGACUGCAUACAGUGCUGUCUGUCCUGGAAGGAAAUUUACCUGCACAAGUCUCAGAUCCACCACAAGUAUUCUUCAAAGGGGUGGGUCCUGGACCAAACACGGUUUUUCGUGGUGACUGAGACUUUCAUUCAGAGGCUCAGAGACCUGCUGGAGGUCUGCGACUGCCAGAACCAGUUUGCCCGUUGGGAGGACGGUCGGCAGAGGGCCCUGCCGUGCUUCAGUGGCUGUGAAGGGCCAGAGUUCACCCGCAACCUCCUGGAAAUAGAAGACAGCUUCCACCACGGCCUCCAGAACCUCCGCUCUGUGGACAAGGGAAUCCUGGACAUUAAGGACAUCACAUGGAGCAAUAAAUUCAAGAGGUUUUCCUUUUUGGUAAAGGACCUGGAAAUGUUGACGCAGAACCUGAUGAGUUCCGUGUUUAAGACGGUGAACACAGUCGACGAAGGAAUCCGGCUCCUGGACAUUUUUAGAUCGGUGUCCACCCGCAAGGCCAUCACGCACUUCAUCGAGGAGAAGGUGGAAGAAGUGUACAGCAUCAUCAACAAGGAGCUUAAAAUGGUGAAGAAGGAGUUCAACCACAACUCAAAGGCUUUUCCCGAGCGCAUGCCCCACGUCGUAGGCCACACCUACUGGGUGAGAGCCCUGAAACAUCGCCUGGAGAGACCCAUGGAGGUGCUCCAGAAGGCCCACUUCAUGCCCGACUCUUACACUCGCAAGCAGGCGAUCUGCAUCAACGCGCAGACGGUCCAGAUUCUGGACGACGUGGUGAGGAAGAACUUCAGCGAGUGGAGCCAGAAGCUGGACAGACAGUACUUCAACAAGCUGGAGCAGUCGCUCAUGGUGCGCUGCAAGGACAGGACGGCCAAGCUGGAGAUCAACUUUGACAACAAUUUGUUGAAUCUGUUCUUAGAAAUCCACUUCUGGGAUCGACUGAAGUUUGAGAUUCCCCAGUGUGUGUCUGACAUUUACCAGGACAGGGAGGACCUGCGAGGCCUGAGGGAGAGAGUGCUGCUGCUCAUCAGGGAUUACAACAGGAUCAUUGACGUGCUGUCUGAGGACGAGCUGGGUCUGUUUCGGGAGCGAAUUACUUUCAUCGAUAGGAAGAUUCAACCAGGCCUCACCAAGCUCCAGUGGUUGUCUAAAGGAACGUCUAACGUCUUCAUCCGGGACUGUCUCCUCCACGUUGACAAGGUCCUGUCGAUAGUUGAUGGUUACAAAGCGUCAAAUCUGUCCAUCUCCAGCCUCUGCCGCCAGAUUAGUGAAGCGUUGCUGAUUAGACUGGAUGGGAAAACUGUGUACAGGGAGGUGGAGUUUGAGAAUGAGCAGAAAGCUCACCAACAGACUCAACUCCAAACCCUGCGCUCAGCGCACCAGAAUAUCGUUGACAUCAUGAUGAGCAUCCACAGCAUCUUUGCUAAUGACGGACCUGAAGUCCAGGAGCACUGGGCCACCUACACAGAGAAGGUGGACCACAUGAUAGAGGAAUCUCUCAGGAGCAACGUCAAACACACCAUGAGGAAGCUUUCCAGAGCCAUCAACGGCUACAACAAGGCGUCGUCCAACCCCUUGUUCAAAGUCCUGGUAGAAAUGAGCCGGACCUCUCCCCAAACCACACCCAAGGUGGAGUUCUCCCCGAGCCUUGCGAAGCUUUCUCACAUUGUGAACAUCAUGCCUCAGCUCAUCAACAUCAUCUCCGAAUUCAAACGUCUCCCUGAACUCCCUGAACUCUCCUGCAAAGGCUCCCAGGAGAACCCAAUGCACGUCAACAUAGAGCAAGACGAGGAGAUAAAGAAGAUCCAGGCUGCGGUUUCCACAGGCAUGACGGCCAGCGCCAGUCACCUGCAGGCGUAUCUGAAGUCCUGGGAUAAAUACAGAGACAUCUGGGAGAUCAACAAAGACUCCUUCAUACAGCGCUACCGAAGACUCAACCCACCCGUGUCUUCUUUUGAUGCAGACAUACACAGGUACACGGAGAAGGCCAACAGCGUCCAGCAGGAAGACACGGUGUUUACCAUCCGCUUCGUCAUGCUGGACUGUUCGCCGCUCAAGUCGUCCCUGGUGCAGCACUGCCACGAGUGGCAGACCAAGUUCACGCAGCUCCUCAGUCACAUGGUCAGCUCCCGGGUAAAGGAGCUCCAUGCCUCCCUGCAGGACAACGCCAGGAGGCUGACGAGGUCUCCGCAGACGCUGGCGGAGCUCGGCGAGAGCCUCAAACUCCUGGAGACGCUCCAGGGCAACGUGGCGAAGACGGAGGCUCAGAUCUGCCUCAUCCACGAGCAGUUCUCCAUCCUGGACAAAUACGAGGCCCCGGUGGAGCACGACGUGCAGGAGAUGCGCGUGGUGUUGAACGACGAGUGGGUGAAAUUCCAGCAGGUGCUGAUCGACAGCGACGCGAUGCUGCAGAAGCACAAGGAGAAGUUUAAGAACAGCCUCAUCCACUCCGCCGAGGAGUUCAACCGGAAGAUUGAGACCACCGUGCAGGACUUCGUCAGCAGAGGUCCGUUUACCAGUACACUGAGCUCUGAGGAGGCCUUGAAGCAGCUGGCAGAGCAUCGCAAACAGCUGGAGGCUCUGAAACAGGAAGAGAGCACCAUCCUGGAAGGGCUGGGCUUCUUCAAGAUGGAGCAGAUCCCCUCCAAAACCAUGAAGAUGCUGGAGAAGGACAUGGACCAUCUGCAGCAGGUCUGGGACAUCACGGAGGAGUGGAACCGUAACUGGAACGCCUGGAAGGUGGGUCAGCUCGCUCUCCUCCAAACGGAGAGCAUGGAGAGGACGGCGCAGGACAUGUUCAAAAGGCUCCACAAGCUCCACCGGGAGCUCAAGGAUAAUGAGUGGGACAUAGUGAAUUUCUCCAAGAAGAAGAUCGACCAGUUCAAGCAGAUCAUUCCACUCAUAACCGACCUGAGGAAUCCAGCCAUGAGAGACAGGCACUGGCAGCAGAUCUGCGAGGAGCUGAAGUGCUCUUUCGACCACACCAGCGCCGAGUUCACCUUGGAGAAGAUCAUGUCUCUGAACCUGGACAAGCACGCCGAGAACAUCUGUGAGAUCUCCGCAGCCUCCAGCAAGGAGCUCUCCAUCGAGCAGGGUCUGGAGGACAUCGCCAAGACAUGGGAGGAGAUGCCCCUGGAUAUAACACCUUAUAAAGAGGAAGGCCACUACCGGAUCAAGGGAACGGAGGACAUUUUCCAGCUCCUGGAUGACAGCCAAGUCACCCUGUCCACAAUGAAGGCUUCUCGCUUCGUCAAAGCCUUUGAUCAGGAGGUGGACCUCUGGGAGCGCCGGCUUUCCCAAGUGCUGGAGGUGAUCGAGAUGAUCCUCACUGUGCAGCGGAACUGGAUUUAUUUGGAGAACAUUUUCCAAGGAAAGGACAUCAGGGAGCAGCUGCCUCAGGAGUGCAAAGAGUUUGAGGACGUCAGUUCCAGUUGGAAAACCAUAAUGGUCCGUCUUCAUGAGAACAACAACGCCGUACAGGGAACGCACCAUCCCGGUUUGCUGGAGAAGCUCUCGGACAUGAGCACUCGGCUGGAGGAAAUCCUGAAGGCCUUGGACAUGUACCUGGAGACCAAGAGACAGCUCUUCCCGAGGUUCUACUUCCUGUCCAACGACGACGUGCUGGACGUCCUGGGGCAGUCGCAGAACCCGGAGGCCAUGCAGCCUCACAUGAAGAAGUGCUUCGACAACAUCAAGAGCCUGAACAUUAAAAAGAUUGGCGGUAAACUACACGCUGAUAAGAUGUACUCUGCCGAUGGCGAGUGCAUCGCGUUCAAGUCUCCAGUGGAUCUGGGUAAACCCGUGGAGCUUUGGCUGUGUGAUAUUGAGAAGAUGAUGCGCAUCACGCUGAAGGACAGUCUGAACACCUGUCAUUCUGUCCUGAAGACAAUAAAAGGACCGAGAGACAAAUGGGUCAGAGAAUGGCCCGGACAGAUGCUAAUCACGGCCAGUCAGAUCCAGUGGACCUUGGAUGUCACCAAAUCUCUGAUUACUUGCAAGGAGAGAGGUGACAAGUCCUCUCUUAAGUUCAUGUGGAAGAAACAGGUCUCCAUGCUUCGCUGCUAUUCAGAAACUAUCCGUAACGACCUGUCCAAAGUGCUGCGUCUGAAGAUCGUGGCGCUGGUCACGGUGGAAGUUCACGCUCGGGACGUGAUCGCUAAGCUGGGCAAGGCGGGCUGCAGCGACGUCAACGCCUUCGAGUGGCUGUGCCAGCUACGACUUUACUGGGACAAGGACUUGAAUGACUGCAUAAUCCGACAGACCAACACGCAUUUCAAGUACGGCUACGAAUACCUCGGAAACUCGGGAAGGCUCGUCAUCACGCCGCUCACAGACAGGUGUUACAUGACCCUGACCACGGCCCUCCAUCUCCACCGAGGCGGCUCUCCCAAAGGCCCGGCUGGUACCGGGAAGACGGAGACGACCAAGGACUUAGGCAAAGCUCUGGGCAUGUACGUCAUUGUAGUCAACUGCUCCGAAGGACUGGACUACAAAUCCAUGGGACGCAUGUACUCGGGCCUAGCGCAGACGGGAGCUUGGGGCUGCUUCGACGAGUUCAACCGCAUCAACAUAGAGGUGCUGUCCGUGGUGGCGCAGCAGAUCCUGUCCAUCCUGUCCGCCCUCUCGGCCGGACAGACCAAGUUCCAUUUCGAAGGGCAGCUCAUCCGCCUGGUCUCGUCCUGUGGCAUCUUCAUCACCAUGAAUCCUGGUUACGCCGGUCGCACUGAGCUUCCCGACAACCUUAAGUCCAUGUUCAGACCCAUCUCGAUGGUGGUGCCAGACUCCACCCUCAUUGCUGAGAUCCUGCUGUUUGGAGAGGGCUUCAACAACUGCAAGAUCCUGGCUAAGAAGGUGUUCACGCUUUACUCCCUGGCCGUGCAGCAGCUGUCUAAACAGGACCACUACGAUUUCGGCCUCCGCGCUCUCACCUCCCUGCUUCGCUACGCCGGGAGGAAGCGCCGCUCGUGUCCCAACGUCCCCGAUGAAGAAAUCCUUCUAAUGGCCAUGAAGGACAUGAACAUCGCUAAGCUGGCUUCCACCGACGUGCCGUUGUUUAAUGGCAUCAUCCAGGACCUGUUUCCUGCUGUGGAAACUCCGGUUAUUGAGUAUGGGAAGCUGAAGGAGAUUAUAGAGGCGGAGCUUCACCAGAGCGGUUUGCAGGUGACUCCGUUCACCAUGACAAAAGUCAUCCAGCUUUACGAGACCAAAAACUCUCGCCACUCCUCCAUGCUGGUGGGCAAGACGGGCAGCGCCAAGACCGUCACCUGGAGGAUUUUGCAGAAAGCCCUCACUACGCUGCACCAUAAGGGAGAGCCAGGCUUUCAGCUGGUCAAGGAGUAUCCUCUGAAUCCGAAAGCGAUGAGUCUGGGGGAGCUGUACGGGGAGAACGACCUCUCCACUAAUGAGUGGAGCGACGGAGUGUUGUCUUCCCUCAUGAGAUCGGCUUGUGCAGACGAGAAACCGGAUGAGAAGUGGAUCGUGUUCGACGGACCCGUCGACACGUUGUGGAUCGAGAGCAUGAACUCCGUCAUGGACGACAACAAGGUGCUGACGCUCAUCAACGGGGAGAGGAUCUCCAUGCCCGAGCAGGUGUCUCUGUUGUUUGAGGUGGAGAACCUGGCGAUGGCGUCCCCGGCCACCGUGUCUCGGUGUGGAAUGGUCUACAACGAUUACAUUGACCUGGGAUGGAAGCCUUUCGUCCAGUCCUGGCUGGACAAGCGACACAAAGCCGAAGUGGAGCAUUUAAAAGGCUUGUUUGAGAAGUACGUAGAAAACACUCUGAGCCUGAAGAAGAACCACUGCAAGGAGCUGAUCCCCAUCACUGAGCUCAACGGCGUCACGUCUCUCUGCCGCCUCUACGACUCCCUGGCUACGCCCGCUAACGGGGUGAACCCUUCAGACAGAGAAAGUCUGGGCAGGAUCGUGGAGCUCUGGUUCAUCUUCAGCCUCAUCUGGUCCAUCUGCGCUUCUGUCGAUGAGUACGGACGCAAAAAGAUGGACGCCUUCCUGCGCAAGAUGGAGGGAAACUUCCCUGACAAGGACACAAUUUACGAGUACUACGUGGACACGAAGAACAAAAGCUGGGCCUCUUUCGAAGACAAGGUGCCAAAAGGCUGGCGCUACAACUCAGCGGCUCCGUUCUAUAAGAUCAUGGUUCCUACGGUGGACACGGUUCGCUACAACUUACUGGUGAAGGCUUUGGUCACGAGUCAGUACCCGGUGCUGCUCACCGGGCCGGUGGGAACCGGCAAAACGUCGGUGGCACAAAGCGUCCUGCAGGGCAUGGAUAACAAAUGGACCGCCCUCACGAUCAACAUGUCGUCACAGACCACCUCCAACAACAUCCAGGCCAUCGUGGAGAGCCGGAUAGAGAAGCGCACCAAGGGCGUGUUUGUGCCGUCGGGCGGGAAGCGUCUGCUGUGCUUCAUGGACGACCUCAACAUGCCGGCCCACGACCUCUUCGGCUCCCAGCCGCCGCUGGAGCUGCUGCGCCACUGGAUCGACUACGGCUUCUGGUACGACCUCCAGAAACAGACCCUGAAGUUCGUCAAGGGCAUGUUCUUGUUGGCGUCCAUGGGCCCCCCCGGCGGAGGAAGGACUCACAUCUCCGCCCGCUUACAGAGUCGAUUCAACCUCAUCAACAUGACCUUUCCUCAGGAGUCUCAGAUCAAGUGCAUCUACAGCACCAUGAUCAACCAGAAGCUGCAGGGAUUCACGGAGGAGGUGAAACCCAUCGGAGAGGUUCUGACUCAGGCCACUUUGCAGCUGUACAACGCCGUCACUGCUUGUUUCCUCCCCACUCCAACCAAGAUACAUUACCUCUUCAACCUCAGGGACAUCUCCAAGGUGUUUCAGGGCCUGUUACGAGCUCAGCCAGACUCCCACGAGACCAAAGACAGCCUCAUUAGACUGUGGAUCCACGAGUGCUUCAGGGUUUUCUCCGACCGGCUGGUGAACCGCAGCGACAUGGACACGUUCGUUGGUUUGCUGGAGGAGAAACUGUGUUCGCUCUUUUCCCUGAGCUUUCUCAACAUCUGCCCGAACAAACAGCUUCCAGUAUUUGGUGAUUUCCUGAACGAUUCUUCUGUCUACGAGGACCUGCUGGACAUGAAGGUUCUCAAGAAGUUCAUGGAGACGCAGCUGGAGGACUACAACCUGACUCCCGGCGUGGUGCCCAUGAACCUGGUGCUCUUCCGGGAUGCCAUCGAGCACGUGACCCGCGUGGUCCGCGUCAUCAGCCAGCUCAGGGGCAACAUGCUGCUGGUCGGCGUCGGGGGCUCGGGCCGCCAGAGCCUGUCCAAGAUGGCCGCCUUCAUCUGCGAGUAUCAGGUGUUCCAGGUGGAGGUCACCAAGCAGUACCGCAAGCAGGAGUUCAGAGAAGACAUCAAGAAGCUGUACCGUUUGGCCGGAGUCGACAACAAGCCCACGGUGUUUCUGUUCAACGACACCCAGAUCGUGGACAAAUCCUUCCUGGAGGACAUCAAUAACAUCCUGAGCUCUGGAGAAGUGCCUAAUCUCUACAAGCAGGACGAGUUUGUCGAGGUUUGCAGCGCUCUGUCAGACUCUGCCAGGAAAGACAACGUGGUGGAGACUCCUGACUCACUGUUCAGCUACCUGAUCGAGCGCGUCAGGAACAACCUGCACAUAGUGCUCUGCAUGAGCCCGGUGGGAGAGCCCUUCAGGAACUACAUCCUCCAGUACCCCGCGCUAGUCAACUGCACUACAAUCGACUGGUUCUGCGAGUGGCCCAAAGACGCCCUGCUGGAGGUGGCUGAGAGGUACUUGGAUGGACUGGACCUGGGUUCCUUGAAGGGGAUCCAGACGAAGGUUGCCAGCAUUUUCGUGACCAUGCACCAGUCGGUGGCGCAGGUCUCCCAGAGGAUGAAGCUGGAGCUGCGAAGGCACAACUACGUGACGCCCACCAACUACCUGGAGCUGGUGUCCGGAUAUAAAAAGCUGCUGGCAGAGAAACGUUCUGAACUGGGGGAGCAGGUGACCAAGCUGCGCAACGGCCUCUUCAAAAUCAGCGACACGCGGCAGAAAGUGGAGGCCAUGUCUGUGGAGCUGGAGGAGGCCAAGAAGAAAGUGGCCGAGUUCCAGAAACAGUGCGACGAAUACUUGUCCGUCAUCGUGCAGCAAAAGAUCGAGGCUGACAAGCAGCAGAAGACCGUGAGCGCUAAUAGUGAAAAAAUCGGUGCAGAAGAGUUGGAGUGUAAAGCCAUGGCUAAGAACGCACAAAGAGACCUGGACGAGGCCCUGCCUGCCCUGCAAGAGGCCAUGGAGGCUCUGGAGUCUCUGAAUAAGAAAGACAUGACAGAGAUCAAGUCGUACGGCCGUCCUCCGGCGCUGGUGGAGACGGUGAUGCAGGCGGUUAUGACCCUUCAGGGCAAAGAGCCCACCUGGGCAGAGGCCAAAAGACAGCUGGGUGAGGCCAACUUCAUCAAAACGCUGGUUAAUUUUGACAAGGAUAAUAUAUCGGACCGCGUUUUGAAGAAGAUCGGCCAGUACUGCAAACAAGUGGACUUCCAGCCAGAGAUCAUUGGCAAAGUGUCACUAGCUGCCAAGUCCCUGUGCAUGUGGGUCAGAGCCAUGGAGGUCUACGGACGUAUUUUCAGAGUGGUUGAGCCGAAGCGGAUCCAGCUGAACGCCGCCAUGUCCCAGCUGAAAGAGAAGCAGGACGCGCUGGCUGCAGCCCAGAACAAACUGAGAGAGGUGGCGGAGAAGCUGGAGGAGCUGAAAAGGCAGCACAGUGAGAAAAUUGCCACGAAGGACAGUUUGAGGAGGAAAUCGGAGGAGAUGGAGCUGAAACUGGACCGGGCUGACAAACUGGUGACCGGACUGGCUGGAGAGAGGGUCCGCUGGGAGGAGAGAGUCGCUGGCCUUGAAGAAAACAUGGGAUACCUGGUGGGAGACUGUUUACUGGCCACGUCCUUCCUGUCCUACAUGGGACCCUUCCCUUCCAAUUACAGGGACGAGCUGCUUCCCAUCUGGAUGAAGGAGGUACGAGGCUUAGAGAUCCCGUUCACACCGGGAUUCAGCUUCGCCGUUUUUCUGUCCAAGCCCACAGUGGUGAGGGACUGGAACAUUCAGGGCCUGCCCUCCGACGCUUUCUCCACUGAGAACGGAGUCAUCGUCACCCGUGGAAACCGAUGGCCACUGAUGGUGGAUCCUCAAGGCCAAGCUCUGAUGUGGAUCAGGAAUAUGGAAAUGAACAUGGGGCUGAAGGAAAUAGACUUCCAGAUGCCAGACUACCUGCGGGUGCUGGAGGGCGCCAUCCAGUUCGGGAACCCCGUUCUGCUGCAGAACGUCCAGGAGGAGCUGGAACCCUCUCUGAACCCGGUCCUCAACAAGUCCGUCACUCAGAUAGGCGGGAGGCUCCUGAUGAAGCUGGGCGAUCGGGAGGUGGAGUACAAUCCGGACUUCAGGUUCUACAUCACCACCAAGAUGUCAAACCCCCAUUACACACCAGAGAUCUCCUCAAAGACAACCAUCGUCAACUUCGCCGUCAAGGAGCAGGGUCUGGAGGCCCAGUUGCUGGGCAUCGUGGUGCGUAAGGAGCGUCCAGAGCUGGAAGAACAGAAGGACUCUCUGGUGAUCAGCAUUGCAACUGGCAAGAAAAGCCUGCAGGACCUGGAGGAUGAGAUCCUCAGGCUGCUGAAUGAGGCGACUGGCUCGCUGCUGGACGAUGUGCAGCUGGUGAACACGCUGCAGACGUCCAAAGUGACGUCCACCGAGGUGUCAGAGCAGCUGGAGACCAGCGAACAGACUGAGCUCAAGAUCGACUCCGCUAGAGAGGCCUACCGCCCGUGCGCCCAGCGAGCCUCCAUCCUCUUCUUCAUCCUGAACGACAUGGGCCGCAUCGACCCCAUGUACCAGUUCUCGCUGGACGCCUACAUCAACCUGUUCACCGUCAGCAUAGAAAAGAGCAAGCGCAGCCACAAGCUGGAGGAAAGGAUAACGAACCUGAACGACUACCACACGUACGCAGUGUACAGGUACACGUGCCGCGGUCUGUUUGAGGUCCACAAGCUGCUCUUCAGCUUCCAGAUGUGCGCCAAAAUCCUGGAGGUGGCCGGCAAACUCAACAUGGACGAAUACAACUUCUUCCUUCGAGGGGGACUGGUACUUGAUAAGGAGGAUCAGAUGGAUAACCCGUGCAUCAGCUGGUUGCCGGACUCCAGCUGGGACAACAUCACAGAGUUGGAUAAGCUGCCCAACUUCCACGGCAUCAUGGCCUCCUUUGAACAGUACCCUCGAGACUGGAACCUUUGGUUCACCAGCCCCGAGCCAGAGAACGCUGCACUGCCAGGUGCUUGGGAAAGUAGCUGCAGUGAGCUCCAGAAAAUGCUGAUCGUGCGCUCCCUGCGCCAGGACCGCGUCUCCUUCUGCGUGACCUCCUUCAUCGUCAACCACCUCGGCUCUCGUUUCGUGGAGCCGCCCGCUCUCGACAUGAAGGCGGUCGUGGAGGAAUCCAACAGCAGCACUCCUCUGAUCUUCGUCCUGUCUCCUGGAGUGGACCCUACAGGUGCACUGCUGCAGCUGGCUGAGAGCUCCGGCAUGAGCAAGGACUUUCAUGCUCUCUCGCUGGGCCAGGGACAGGCCCCCAUCGCCAAGAGCAUGAUAGAGGAGGGCGUCAAGAAUGGUCACUGGGUGUUCCUUGCCAACUGCCACCUCUCUCUGUCAUGGAUGCCUGAGCUGGACAAGCUGGUUAAGCAGCUACAAGUUAAAAAGCCUCAUCCAAACUUUAAACUCUGGCUCAGCUCUUCACCACACCCAGAGUUCCCCAUCACCAUCCUGCAGGCCGGCAUCAAGAUGACCACCGAGCCACCGAAGGGCGUGAAAGCCAACAUGAAGCGUCUUUACCAGCUGGUGACGGAGGCUCAGUUCAGCCGCUGCUCGAAGCCCGUUCCCUACAGGAAGCUCCUCUACUCCCUCUGCUUCUUCCACAGCAUCCUGCUGGAACGAAAGAAGUUCCUGCAGAUGGGGUGGAACAUCGUCUACGGCUUCAACGAUUCUGACUUCGAGGUGAGCGAGAACCUGCUCAGUCUGUACCUGGACGAGUACGAGGAGAUUCCCUGGGACGCGCUCAAGUACCUGAUCUCCGGGGUGAACUACGGGGGCCACGUCACGGACGACUGGGACAGACGCCUCCUCACCACGUACAUCAACGAUUACUUCUGCGACGGCGCCGUAAACCAGCCCUUCUACAAGUUAUCGUCUUUGAACUCCUACUACAUCCCCCGGGACGGCACCCAGGCCGCGUACAAGGAGCACAUCAGCCUGCUGCCGCCCACCGAGCACCCCGAGGUGUUCGGCCAGCACGCCAACGCCGACAUCGCCAGCCAGGUGGCCGUGACCAAGACCCUGUUUGACACACUGCUCUCGCUGCAGCCCCAGGUCACCAGCACCGCGUCGGGGUCAGCAGCAGGGGGCGCCGCCAGUAGAGAGGAUAAGGUGCUGGAGCUGUUGAGCGACGUCCGUGGGAAGAUCCCCGCGCCCAUCGACUACGAGCACACGAGGUCCCUCCUCCAGGAGAACAUGUCGCCUCUGAACGUGGUUCUGCUGCAAGAGAUCCAGAGAUACAACUCUCUGCUGGAGACCAUCAUCUCGUCCCUGGUGGAGCUGGAGAGGGGGAUCAAAGGUUUGGUGGUGAUGUCCCCCAACAUGGAGGAGAGCUUCAACUGCAUCCACGACGCCCGCGUGCCGCCGCUGUGGGACAAGGCCUACCCUUCACUGAAGCCCCUGGCAGCCUGGACCAGGGACCUCUGCCAGCGAGUCGACCAGUUUGCAGCUUGGGCCGGGACGACGCAGCCCCCCACGUUGUUCUGGCUGUCGGGCUUCACCUUCCCCAACGGGUUCCUCACGGCCGUGCUGCAGUCGUCCGCCCGACAGUACAACAUCUCGGUGGACACUCUGUCCUGGGAGUUUAUAGUGUCCACCCUGGACGACAGCAACCUCCUCCACCCGCCCAAGGACGGCGUGUAUGUCCGAGGUCUAUAUUUGGAGGGGGCCGGCUGGGACAAGAGGAACUCGUGUCUGGUGGAGGCCGAGCCCAUGCAGAUGGUGUGUCCCAUCCCCACCAUCCACUUCAAGCCGGUGGAAAACCGCAAGAAGAUGGCCAAGCGCAUGUACCUGUGUCCGUGUUACUACUUCCCGGUUCGCUCCGGGGGAGCGGGCCGGGCGUCGUUCGUGGUCGGCGUGGAGCUGAAGUCCGGAGACGUGAGCCCGGACCACUGGAUAAAGAGGGGGACGGCUCUGCUCCUGAGCCUGGACAGCUGAAGGCCGCGACGGACACGUUCAAAACCGUUCAUUCUUCCAGCUGUUUGUUACUUCAUGUACAAGUUUUUACAGCAUCAGUUUAACAGUGAACGUGUUGCCUUCUGUGAAUAAACCCUUCGACUGUUCGUCGCUGCUCUGCUCUGUCUCUACACCGUCUUUUCCUUCUUUCUCCUGCUGUUUGUUGACCGAUUACGAACUCUCUGCAGACCCGCAUCAGUCUUUCCAUGCUGACCCCCGUCUUA